GCGGCUAUUUGUCUGCUAUUUGUCUGCUAUGUUGCUACUCUUUGCUAUCAGAUGAGCUAGCUUCUUGAUAUCCAAUGAGAAUGAUGAUCAGGGGGUUCCGUCGGUUGUGAGGAUGGAUGCAUUAUGGAUUAUCAACGACUUCAUGGUAGAUAGUAAAUCAAUAUCAAUUUACAUGUAUGUGUCUGACUUGUGUGACAGUGUCCCUAGUCAUUGUCGCAGUGCAUUAUCCAUCUCAACUUGGUUGAUUUCACCCAACACAUCCAACCAACUCAAACAAUCUCAGGCACUCUAUCCACCCUAUGUCAAAUUUCAAAUCUGUUCUUGCUAUAAACGCAUCUAGGAAAAGGUUGGGGUGUUGUUGAGUUGCUCAGCGCCAAGACAUGCAACAUCGGCGAAACCAUUGAGCCGGGAGUGGCCCACACGCUAAGCGAUC
Dothidotthia symphoricarpi CBS 119687 is the source of this 433-nucleotide messenger RNA. RefSeq lists its product as uncharacterized. Lineage: Eukaryota; Fungi; Ascomycota; Dothideomycetes; Pleosporales; Dothidotthiaceae. The coding region runs from base 113 to 340 and encodes 75 amino acids. The transcript has a single exon. The record is from RefSeq and is a predicted model, not a curated record.